This is a messenger RNA of Hydra vulgaris (swiftwater hydra), 2476 nucleotides long. NCBI's taxonomy places the organism in Eukaryota, Metazoa, Cnidaria, Hydrozoa, Anthoathecata, Hydridae. The record is from RefSeq and is a predicted model, not a curated record.
CUAAAAACUAUUAAAAUAAUAUUUCAUUUAGCUGCACUGCGGUUAUAACUGCAAAGAUAUUUUAAAAAUAAUCAAAUACUUGUUUUGAAUUGAUCAAUAAUCGUUGAACUGUUAUAAAUUAACUACUUUAACUCAAGUUAUAUUUUUGUUUCUAUGUGUGUAACUAUGCGAUUAUGGUUCUUGUUCGAGAAGAUACAUCAUUAGUUAAUAAUCGUGAAGCAUAUGCAACUUCGGCUACAUUACUGCAUUUGAAAUUAUUAAAUAAGUCUUGGAUAAAGCUUAAAUGUAGUAAUUUUUUUCAUGAUGAAAAGUUAGAGGAUUACAAGUCUCUAAUAAACAAAAAAUUUGACGAAGCUAAAAAUGAUAACGAUUUUAUUGUAAGAAUUUCUCUAAGCGAUGGUUGUGAAAAACACAAUUCAAUUGACUUUUAUGAAAAUGAAUUUUCUCGCUGCUUUAGUCGCUAUGUAAAUGACGUCAUCUAUGUUUCUCCAGGAAGUUUAUUCAACUUGUGUCAUAAAAAUGUUAAAUAUUACAAUGAUUGUCACGCAAACGGGGGUAUUGAUGUUAAUGUAGUUUUAUCGCAGUGUUUGAAUGAGUCCGAUGUCAAUCAAUACGCAUCUGAAUGCAUAAUUUCUCCAGUGAGAUGUCCAUUUGGUAUCACUAACAAAGAAACCAUCGAUUCUCUCAUAAAAGAGUACUUUAAAUAUCCUAGAUUGGUUAGUGAAAAAGAAUUAUUUCCAAUUCACGUGUCAACAGAUGAAGUACCAUAUUCUCCAUCACUUUUAUGGUUUUAUGUUAAGUCUGUUAAAAACGACAGCUAUUCUGAUAACGAUACCAAUUCAAUGUUUGUUGACGUAAUACAUACUGAUGUUUUGGAAAAUAUUGCUGUUAAUUGUUAUUUACCGUUAUGCUCGUGUACCCACAGAAACAAUCCUUUUCCUAUAUUGUAUGUUAAUGAUACGCAUUACCUACAAGCUUUUUUUGAACCUAUAAAUGAACUUACAAAAAUAAUGACUCUUUUAAGCAAAAGUUAUUUUUCUGAAAAAGAUGCAAACUUGGUAUUAGAUAUUUCUCCUGUUUCUCCUGUUACUUUGUUAUUAGAAGGUCCGCCUGGUGUAGGAAAAGGCCUGCUCAUGAGAAACAUCUGUCAAAAGUUCUGUUGGCAUUUCUUGGAAGAAAAUUGUCAUGAGCUUGGAGGUGAUACAUUAGGGCUUUCGGAAAAACUCAUUGAAAAGUUAUUUUUUAAUGCUAGACAGAAUUCUCCUUGUAUUCUUUAUCUUAAAAAUAUACAUUUAUUAGGAAAAAAUAAAGAAGGCUUUCAUGAAGAACGAAGAACUAUUCAAGCGUUUAUAAGGAAUCUUAAAGAGUCAGAAAAAUCACCUAUAUUAUUAGUUGGUAGCACUUUUGAUAGUAAGGAUGUGAGAAUGCGUUUGUUUUCAGAAUUUAUUUAUCAUGUAACUAUUGGGAUGCCUGAUGAGCUACAGCGCUUUCAAAUAUUAAAAAUGUUUACUCGAACUUGGUGUAUUGAAGAUAGAAUGGUUGAAGACCUGUCCAGAAAAACUGCAGUUUUAGAAACUAUUCGAAAACGAAAAGCAGGUUCUUCUGGAAGUGUAAAUGUACCAAAAGUUACUUGGAAUGAUGUUGGAGGGCUCGAUAGCGUCAAACAAGACAUUCUUGAUACCAUCGAAUUGCCCCUAAAAUUUCCGCAUUUGUUUUCUUCUGGUUUGAAACGAUCUGGUUUGCUUUUUUAUGGUCCGCCAGGUUGUGGUAAAACACUUCUUGCAAAAGCGAUUGCUACUGAGUUUACAAUAAAUUUUUACAGCGUUAAAGGUCCGGAACUGAUUAAUAUGUAUGUUGGGCAAAGUGAAGAAAAUGUUCGUAAUGUUUUUAAAAGAGCUAGAGAAUAUUCUCCGUGUAUAAUUUUUUUUGAUGAACUCGAUUCUUUAGCGCCUAAUCGUGGCCGAUCUGGUGAUUCAGGUGGUGUAAUGGAUCGAAUCGUUUCUCAAAUACUCUCGGAACUUGACGGUAUCCAUAGCAACAGUAAUGUAUUUGUUAUUGGAGCAACAAAUAGACCUGAUCUUCUCGAUCCAGCUUUGCUGCGACCUGGGCGUUUCGAUAAAAUAGUUUACAUUGGUUUGGCUCAAACAAAGGAGGAGCGGAUGCGUAUUUUAAAAGCAGUCACUCGAAAAAUGAAUCUAUGCAAUAAAUUUGACUUGGAAAUGGUAUUAAACAAAUGCCCUGUCAACUUAACCGGUGCCGAUUUUUAUGCUCUUGCUUCUGAUGCACAAAUGAACUGCUAUCGUAGAAUAAUAAAUGACCACGAACAAAAUUUCAAUCCAAUAAGUGUAGACAGCGUAGUAGUAUUAAAUAGCGACUUUGAACUUGCUCUAAAGAAUAUUCAUCCCUCAAUAACAAUUAAUGAACUUAGGCGGUAUGAAACAAUAAGAGAUGAGAUUUCAAAUAAUGUAUAGUAAAA